This is a messenger RNA of Tinamus guttatus (white-throated tinamou), 2411 nucleotides long. The record is from RefSeq and is a predicted model, not a curated record. NCBI's taxonomy places the organism in Eukaryota, Metazoa, Chordata, Aves, Tinamiformes, Tinamidae.
ACUCCAAGAAUUGUAUUAUUUCCCAGCUUGGUGGAGAAGCAAAAAAUGCACAGCUUUCCUUUAACAGACAACAAGAAGAGAAUCUGCAGCUUCGGUCAAAAAUAACUGUCCUGCAAGAAACAGCAGAUAAAGUACAGAUCCUUAAUGACCACUUAAGCCAGCAAUGCUCAGACCUCAGCACCUCGCUUCAAAGUGUUGCCAUGGAGAAUGUUAAACUCAUUUCAGAUCAUCAGGCCAUCCUUAAGUCAGAGCAAGAAAAGAUGACUCAACAGCUGCAGGAGCAAGACUCACUCCUGGACGCUGCCUGUGCUGACAUUCUGGGAGAGCUGCAGAGCGUGCACCACGAGAGGGCUCAGCUUCAGAAAGAGCUGGAAGCCUUGCAUACCAAGCAUGGAAAAUGCAAACAGAAAAUAAAAGCAACAGCAAAUGAAAUAACACAGGAAAGGAACAAACUGGAAGUAGAAAAAACAGAGAACAAGCUAGAAAUGGCUUCAAUGAAAUCCUCUCUGCAGACACUAGCAGAAGAAAAUAAAAGGCUAUUGAAUCGUUUGGCUGCAUUGGAACACCAGCAACAUGCCCAGCAGAAGGUGCAACAGGUCCUAGAGGAGCUGACUAACAGCAAGAAUAAACUGGCCUAUGACAAAGGAAAACUUGAGCCUGCUGCAUCCAUCUUUGCUUUACAACUGAAGUGCAGCAGCUGCAGGAAGAACUGCAGUCUCUUGCAGAUGCACGUUCAGAUAGAGGCUAAUUUCACAAAUGCACAAUGCAGCCCUAGAGACCAAGUAUACUCAGAGGCUGAUCCCUUAGAUAAUCAAAGGAAACUGGGUAUUGCCUUGGCAGUUAGCGUUCAUGACCAGCGAGCUGUCGGAUUUGGGAACAAAUGUGCGGCAGGGGAGCGAGCUAGAGCGGAUCGGGCAGCGGGAGCGCAGAACCGCCGGCACCGCGGAGCUGUGACGCUGCCUGACAUCACAGCCAGCCUGAGGAUUCUGUUAGAUGCUAUUAAGAACAUGGAAGAAAGGCUGGAGACCAAAAUAGACCUUCUAACACCAAGAAUAUUGAAAACUGUGUCGUCUGCUGGGCUUAGCAAAGGAGACUUCAAUGUGGUGGCUAACUUGCAGCGCCAGCUGGAGGCAGCAAAGAAUGAGAACAGCAAGGUGACAACCAUGCUGGAGCACGUGUUAGCAUCUCACAGCAAGAUGCAGGCAGCUCUGGAGGCAGGACAGACAGAACUGGAACACAAGGAUACGGAAAUCUGCAGUCUCCGAAAAGAGAGGAGUCAGAGUCAACAGAAAAUGCAGAGAUUAGAAACAGAACUGGAACGUUGCCAAGCCAGAGUGGCUGCCAUGGGAAGCGAGCACAGCAGUCAGGUGGAACCACUUUGUAAAGCACUGGAAGUUACUAGAGCAGACAACAAGAAACUUGCUCUUCGUCUGGAACAAGCUGUGCAGGCCAAUAAUACCCUGCAGAACAAGCUGAUCCAGGCUCAGUAUGACCUGAAAAGCAAAGAAGCUGAGCAUCAACAGCUGAUAGUCUGCAGGAAACAGCUAGUGGAAGAAGCUCAGACUAAGGAAAAGGCAUAUGCUGAACACUUGGAGUCUUUGAAGAAGCAGUUUCACAUUGAGCAAGAGGCUUCUAGAAAAGCUGCCCAUCGAGAAUCUGCUGAGCUCAAGAAGGCCCUGGAAGAAGCAUCCUCCAAACUGGGCGAAGUUUCACGUGCUAACAGGGAGCUACGGCAGAAAGUGUCAGAGCUGGAAAAAUCUGUGGCUAGCUACAAAGAAAAGCUUAAAGGCCAGAGAAUUCAAGUCAGACAUUGCCUGGCCUCCAAAGCUAGCAAUGUUCAGAAUGCAGAGAGGAUAAAGGAGAUUGAAUCUGAAUUGAGGGAAAUGGAAGCAAUAAAAGAGCAGUACCAGAAAAAGAACUGUGAACAGUCACAGAACAUCCAAAAAUUUGUGACAGAGUUGACAAGUUUGCAGACUGAGAUGCAAGAGUUAUUGAAAAACCAACAUGAAGUGCAAACACGGAACAGGCAGCUAGAGACCCAUCUGGAAGCAGAGAGAAGUCGAGGGCAGCAACUGGAAAAACAGUGUCAGAGAUUGGAAGAAACAGUCAAACAUCUCAAGAAAAGUAAAGAAGAAACAGAACAGAAACUGAAGGAAGCCAGCAUAGAAUCGGAACUGUCCAAGUACUUGGAUCAGUUGUUUGAAAGGGACUUGAACAGCAAGAGUAAUAUAUGUGUGCGCCUACAACACAUGUCGAAGUUAGUGCCCUUCCCACAUCUUUCUAAGGCGUUUGGGCAACUUCGCAAUGGGCCUCGGCAGGCGCUGUCAAAGCAGAUCUCCGAGGGGUUUGCAGAGGGCCCAGGUGGAUUGCUGAAGACAGAGUCAUAUGUGUGUGGCUGGAUGCUGACGUGA